AAGAAAAUGAACCCUUAAAAUUGGGAAGAAAUGAUUACGAGGUCCCAAUUUUUGCUUGACCAUCCGGUUUCCAUUAGAAAAUCCAAAUCUCCUUCCUCUUUUCACCCUUUCCCAUUCCCAUCAUCUCCCAAAUUUCUUGUAAAAGUCUAUAAUUUCUUCAAUAAGGGCGACUGGUUUAAUUUGAAUGAAAAUAGAUAUCGUCGGAUGCAAUUUCGGAUGGAUUAAUGCCUAAUACCAAAACUCAUAACGUUGAUUCGUAAAACAAAUUCGAAAAUGAACAGACUUGAUUCGAAGGAAAACUAUGCCGAUUUUAAAAACCACCAUGAUUCCAAAAUCAAUGUUGAUCCACAUCCUCCGGGAGAUGGUGGCGGUGAUAAUCUGCCACCUGUUCCUGCAGGUUCUGAACAGCCGGAGAGACAACCAUCUCAUAAUGGCAACAAGGUUUACAAGAGUGGCCCGUUAUUUUUGUCAUCAAAAGGGAUUGGCUGGACUUCUUGGAAGAAAAGGUGGUUUAUAUUAACCGAAACAUCAUUGGUCUUCUUCCGAAGUGAUCCAAAUGCAUCACCUCAAAAGGCGGGGGAUUCGAAUCUGACCCUUGGUGGCAUAGACCUCAACAGUUCAGGCAGUGUUGUUUUGAAAGCAGACAAGAAACUAUUGACAGUGCUAUUCCCUGAUGGUGGUGAUGGAAGAGCUUUUACUCUCAAGGCCGAAACUUCCGAGGAUUUAUUUGAGUGGAAAGAUGCAUUGGAAGCAGCUUUGUCUAAUGCACCUAGUGCAGGGAUAGAGCAAGGACAAAAUGGGACACCAAAAAAUGAAAAGGGUGAUACCCAUGAUGGUUCUCAGGAACAGUCAAAAGACGAAAAAACAAAAUCAAUCGUACUAGGUCGACCCAUCUUACUUGCAUUGGAAGAUAUAGAUGGAACUCCAUCUUUCUUAGAGAAAGCACUUUGUUACGUAGAAGACUUUGGUGUCAAUGUAGAAGGAAUCUUGCGACAAGCUGCAGAUGUUGAUGAUGUUGAGCAUCGCAUUCGAGAAUAUGAACAAGGAAAAAUGGAGUUUACUGCAGAUGAGGAUGGACAUGUUAUAGGCGAUUGUAUAAAGUAUGUACUCCGUGAGAUGCCAUCACCACCAGUCCCGGCAUCUUGCUGUGCUGCUUUAUUAGAAGCAUAUCGAACUGAUCGAGCCACUAAAGUCGGUGCCAUUCGUGCAGCCAUUUGUGACACAUUCCCAGAACCAAAUCGUCGGUUAUUACAAAGGAUAUUGAUAAUGAUGGAAGCUGUUGCUGAAAACAAGACGGUGAACCGAAUGAGUGUUUCGGCAGUUGCCGCCUGUAUGUCACCAUUACUUCUUCGACCGCUUUUGGCCGGUGAAGUUGACCUCGGAAAGGGACCGGACAUGGGCGGCGAUGGGUCUGUUCAACUUCUACAGGCGGCUGCAGCCGCCAAUCAUGCUCAAGCAAUUGUUAUCAUCCUCAUAGAGGAAUACGAUAAAAUAUUCGGGGAAGAAGACAUGUUAAGUGAUCUAUACUCGGAUUCAGAUGAAUAUGGAAGUGAGAGUGAAGAGGUUAGUGAUGAGUAUUAUGAAGAGGAUGAAGAUGAUGAGGAUGUGGAUGUUGAAAAUAGAUCCGAGCGUUCUUGUUCAUAUGAAGAUUCCGAGAGUGUUAGUUAUAGUGAGAGUGGAGAUGAUGAUCACAGCAAGGGUUCUGGUAGCUCAAAUUCUGUUUCCAAUGAAGCUACUGAUGAUGUAGAAGAUAGUCUUUUAGAGGAUGAAGAGUUCAUUAUCAAGAAACCCAAACGAACUAACAUAAAGAAGGGAUCACCCUUGGAAAGCAUUGAUUUAGUAACCGAACAACAAGCUGAAAUUUUGAGGCUUGAGGCUGCCAAAAUUAAAUUGAAAGAGAGAAUUGAAGCAGAGGCCAAAAGAAAUACAGUUUUGAAAGAAGAUUUGGUGAAAAAGAAGAAUUCUUUAGAGGCGCGCCGUGUCUCUUUAGCAGAAGGGGUGUCAAGAUUAGAGGAAGAGUUGCAGAAGGAGAAAGCGUCACAAGGAGCUAUACAAUCUUCUGUUGAUACAAAUGCAGAUCCAGACGAUACCCAUCAGGUAGUGGCUGAUGAUUCUGGAUUACAAAAUCAACCUCGAGAACAAAGGUCUGGUUCCCAACCACUUUCUCCUGAUCUUGGAAAAGUAAAAGAUAAAGAGAAGGAUCGUUUAUCUAAAACUACUUCCCAUAGGAGGAAGGAGACACAUUCUAGCAAGGAACACGUUGAUAAAAAUCCAUUUCAUUCAUUUUCAAGUAAGCAUCCUGAACGGAGUAUAAGCAAGUGUACAAGCUCCAGAAGGCCCCCUUCAAAAGCCGAGGCAGCUAAUACAACUUCAGCUUUGUCCAAAAUAACAAACCGACUCAAUUUUCUGAAAGAAAAACGAACACAAAUAGCUGAUGAUCUGCAGAAUGUGGACAAAGAUUGUAAAACUCAUAAACAGCAGCAUAAAGGGAGUAAAAAAUGGUCAGAAUCUCCUCCAAUACCUGAUGAAUCUCACAUACAAUCAUCAGAUAAAGGAAAAGAAAGCUCUUUUCAACAAAAGGAAACUUCUAUGGAUAAAGGAAGAUCUGAAGAUCAAUCAACACACUCCAGAUGAUCCCAUGGAAGUUUUUUUUUUCUUGAUUUUUUUGGGGUAAAACGAUUACUGUGUUGAUAUGUAUUAGAUGGGUUUUGUAAGCAAAAGUUUAUUAAAAGACUGCUAAUUUAAGUGAUUAAGGAUAUGAAUGAAGCUCUGUACAACUCACAUGAAAGGAAACAUGAAGUCUGGAGAAGUUUGAUUGACUGUUUUUGAUCGGCUUUUGUGAUUAAGGAUAUGAAUGAAGAUCUGUAAAUGCAAC
Molecule: messenger RNA, 2875 nt
Organism: Lactuca virosa
Lineage: Eukaryota; Viridiplantae; Streptophyta; Magnoliopsida; Asterales; Asteraceae
Source: the annotation of a GenBank genome assembly